AUGAUGUGUGUGCCCAGGUGGCCUGUGUGGCUCUUCUGCUGGCGGGCAGCCUGCGUCCAGGGAGCCUCUGUGCGACAGAGGAUGUGGGCAGGUCCGUCAAGGAUCCCUGAGCUGGGCGGCCUGCGAGGGGUCUGGGGCACCAGCCCCCUGGUUCGACGAGGCAGCUCCUCGGCCUCCUCCCGUGCUCCUGAGGUGACGCUGACCCCGGAACGCUACCCUGUGCGGCGGCUUCCCUUCUCCGUGGUGUCUGAAGACGAUCUGGCUGCCCUGGAGCACAUCGUCCCUGGCAGGGUCAUCACAGACCCGGAGGAGCUCGAGGCUCCCAACGUGGACUGGCUGAGGAUGGUCCGAGGCUCCAGCAAGGUGCUGCUGAGGCCCCGGACGACCCAGGAGGUGGCACACAUCCUCAGGUACUGUCACGAGCGGAACCUGGCCGUGAACCCACAGGGGGGCAACACGGGCAUGGUGGGUGGCAGCACGCCGGUCUUCGACGAGAUCAUCGUGUCCACUGCCCUCAUGAACCAGGUCCUCAGCUUCCACGACGUGUCAGGGGUCUUGGUCUGCCAGGCGGGGUGUGUUUUGGAGGCGCUGAGCCAGUACGUGGAGGAGCGGGGCUUUGUCAUGCCUCUGGAUCUUGGGGCGAAGGGCAGCUGCCACAUCGGGGGCAAUGUGGCUACCAACGCGGGCGGCCUGCGGUUUCUGCGAUAUGGCUCCCUGCGGGGGACAGUCCUGGGCCUGGAAGUGGUGCUGGCCAACGGUACUGUCCUGAACUGCCUCACGUCUCUGAGGAAGGACAACACAGGCUACGACCUGAAGCAGCUCUUCAUUGGGUCGGAGGGCACCCUGGGGGUCAUCACGGCCGUGUCCAUCUUGUGUCCGCCCAAGCCCAGCGCUGUGAACGUGGCCUUCCUGGGCUGUCCGGGCUUUGCUGAGGUUCUGCAGACCUUCCGCACCUGCAGGGCGAUGCUGGGCGAGAUCCUGUCUGCGUUUGAGUUCAUGGACGCUGAGUGCAUGAAGCUGGUCAGGCUCCACCUCGGUCUCUCCUGCCCCGUGCAAGAAAGCCCCUUCUAUGUCCUCGUUGAGACCGCGGGCUCCGGGCCGGGGCACGACGCCGAGAAGCUGGGCUGCUUCCUGGAGCAGGUGCUGGAUUCGGGGCUGGUGACCGACGGGACCCUGGGCAGCGACGAGAGGAGGAUCAAGAUGCUGUGGGCACUCAGGGAGAGGAUCACCGAGGCCCUGAGCUGCGAUGGCUAUGUGUACAAGUACGACCUCUCGCUGCCCCUGGACAGGCUGUACGACCUCGUGGGCGACCUGCGUGCCCGACUCGGCCCGAGCGCCAAGCGCGUGGUGGGCUAUGGACACUUGGGGGACGGCAACCUGCACCUCAACGUGACGGCCGAGACCUUCAGCGCGUCCCUGCUGGGCACCCUGGAGCCCUACGUGUACGAGUGGACGGCGGGCCAGCGGGGGCAGCGUCAGCGCCGAGCACGGCCUGGGCUUCAAGAAGAAGGACGUCCUUGGCUACAGCAAGCCCCCCGAGGCGCUGCAGCUCAUGAGGCAGCUCAAGGCCCUCCUGGACCCCAAGGGCAUCCUGAACCCCUACAAGAUGCUGCCCACCCACACCUGA
Messenger RNA from Rangifer tarandus platyrhynchus (Svalbard reindeer), 1627 nucleotides. Lineage: Eukaryota; Metazoa; Chordata; Mammalia; Artiodactyla; Cervidae. The record is from the annotation of a GenBank genome assembly.